This is a messenger RNA of Notothenia coriiceps (black rockcod), 1721 nucleotides long. RefSeq names its product actin related protein 2. Bases 141 to 1316 code for a protein of 391 amino acids. The record is from RefSeq and is a predicted model, not a curated record. The transcript is spliced from 9 exons. NCBI's taxonomy places the organism in Eukaryota, Metazoa, Chordata, Actinopteri, Perciformes, Nototheniidae.
CCAUACUGGAAGUUGCAGCAAAUAGACUUCUGCUUACCUGUCACUUGUUGUCUCUUCUAAAUUCAUGCGUAAUAAUCUUGAAUUUGUCAUUUGUUAGUUAGACCCCUGUCCUGACAGGAGGGAGCUACAUUUGGAUAAGCAUGGAUAGCCAGGGGAGAAAAGUGGUGGUCUGUGACAAUGGGACAGGGUUUGUCAAGUGUGGCUUCGCUGGAUCCAACUUCCCCGAACACAUCUUCCCCGCCAUGGUGGGUCGACCAAUGUUACGAUCAAACACCAAAGUGGGCAACAUUGAGAUAAAGGACCUGAUGGUGGGUGAUGAGGCCAGCGAGUGCCGCUCCAUGCUGGAGGUCAGCUACCCCAUGGAGAACGGUAUGGUGCGCUCCUGGGAGGACAUGCUCCACCUGUGGGACUACACCUUCGGUUCCACCCGCCUGGACAUCAACCCGUCAGAGUGCAAGAUCCUGCUGACGGAGCCGCCCAUGAACCCCACCAAGAACAGAGAGAAAAUUGCUGAGGUCAUGUUUGAGAAGUACCAGUUCCAGGGCCUUUAUGUGGCAAUUCAGGCUGUGCUCACUCUGUAUGCUCAGGGUUUGCUGACCGGUGUGGUCCUGGACUCGGGGGAUGGUGUCACCCACAUCUGUCCCGUGUAUGAGGGCUUCUCCUUACCCCACCUCACACGCAGGCUGGACAUCGCAGGACGUGACAUCACACGGUACCUCAUUAAGCUCCUGCUUCUUCGCGGUUACGCCUUCAACCACACCGCCGACUUUGAGACUGUGCGCAUGAUGAAGGAGAAGCUGUGCUACGUGGGAUACGACAUCGAGCAGGAGCAGCGCCUGGCAUUAGAGACGACCUUCCUGGUGGAGACUUUCACACUUCCCGACGGCCGGCAGGUGAAGGUGGGCGGCGAGAGGUUCGGGGCUCCUGAAGCUCUCUUCCAGCCUCACCUCAUCAACGUGGAGGGAGCGGGGGUGGCCGAGCUGCUGUUCAACACCAUCCAGGCAGCAGACAUCGACCUCAGGUCAGACUUCUAUAAGCACAUCGUUCUCUCCGGAGGAAGCACCAUGUACCCCGGACUCCCAUCCAGACUAGAGAGGGAGAUGAAGCAGCUGUACCUUGAGAGGGUGCUGGACGGAGACACUCAGAAACUAUCUAAGUUCAAGAUCCGCAUCGAGGACCCCCCCCGGCGUAAGCACAUGGUGUUCCUGGGCGGCGCGGUGCUCGCCAACAUCAUGAAGGACAAGGAGUCCUUCUGGCUGAGCAGGGCAGAGUACGAGGAGAAGGGAGUGCAAAAACUGGGAGGGGGGGUCAGAUAGAAAUACAAUGUGUAGCGCAAAGACAACCUCACCCAGAUAAUCACAUUUCAAUACCUAUUACUCACCUCUCAUAGCCUGGCAUGCUGGGGGUUAAAGCUGAACUCCAUCACUUUCCUGCUAGUGAUGGAGCAAGUGACAGCAUAUUGACAACAAGUUUGAAUGUUAAUUUUUCAAGCCUUUUGUGAGUUUUCCUCAAUUUGGAUUUACAUUAAAUAGACUGUACUUUUACUUGAUUUAGCUCAAACAUAUUUCAAAGAUUAAUUAAUUAAUUUAGUGUUAAUCCCUGUGCAGGUAAACAUUUGAUUGUUUACUCACAUUAUCAUAUUGCAUUAUUUUACCUAAAAUACAUCAGGGCACAUUGAACAGUCUUUUAUUAAAUAAAAUGUAUAUGCUGUGACUACUGAA